AAACAUUCUGCAUAUUGUCAUUUUGAUUGACGUUUCUCUCAUGAAACGGUAGAGAUGUAUGGAGUCAUCAAAGCAGACAGCGCUGCAUUAAAAGCGUCUAUAGCCUAAUUCCACUGAGCCGAAAUAAAUCCACAGUCUCUUCAGUGGCUGUCCUUUAAAUCUACACGCUCUGUAUUUAUAUCCCACAACCCACACACCGACCAGAUUGUUAUUAUUCUUCUCCACUCUUCAUGCCCGGUGCAUUCAAAUACAAACGAAUCAAACAUGCACAGGAAUGCCACCAUCAAGACUGGGCUGGUGAAAUGCACCGAGACGUACGUCCAUGUUCUUGUGUGAAUAUUGACUCGGGAGGACGGCCAAACACAUCUCCCUGAAGCUGAUCUCCAUAGACAGCGGACACGGAGAUGAUCCCAUUAGCGCUGGCUGCAGCGGCACAUGCUCAGUUAUGCUUGUUGAAGGGGAUCUCAGUAGGCUGUGCGUGAACACUGAGGUCAUCGCCUGCGCUCAGGAAAAAAUACUCCGCGCAGCCUCCAUUUUGAGUAGUAUGAAAUAGAGGAAAGCAUAGUUUGGAGCCGCCGCCGCAAACAAACUGUAAACACUAGCGAAACAGCCUCUGCCAUGGACGACUUGUUCAGUCCGCGAAGGCAGCUGAAUAGCACACAAGGAGAGAUUCGAGUUGGACCAAGUCAUCAGGCCAAGCUCCCAGAAUUACAGCCGCCUCCUGCUCACGGUACAGAGUCGGUCACAGAAAAUGAGGAUCUGGUUUGGGCACCUGGGGUCAAUGACUGUGACCUUCUCAUGUAUCUGCGGGCUGCCAGGAGCAUGGCAGCUUUUGCAGGGAUGUGUGAUGGAGGUUCAACAGAAGAUGGUUGUCUUGCAGCUUCACGGGAUGAUACCACUUUAAAUGCUUUAAAUACGCUUCAUGAAAGCCAAUAUGAUGCAGCCAAAGCACUUCAGUGCCUGGUGAAGAAACCUGUUCCAAAGCUUAUUGAGAAAUCCUGGUCUGAAGAUGAAGUGAAACGGUUUAUCAAAGGACUCAGACAGUACGGCAAAAACUUCUUCAAGAUUCGUAAGGAUCUACUGCCUAGUAAGAAAACGGGUGAGCUGAUCACAUUUUACUACUACUGGAAGAAAACUCCAGAAGCUGUGGCGGCGCGACCUCACCGUCAGCAAAGAAGACAGCCAGUGUCUCGCAAAGUGAAAACUCGCAAUGCAACAGCUGCAGCCAAUGCAACAUCUCGCACUUCUUCUAUGGAGCUCAGUUCGGCCAGUGAAGAUGAUCUGGACAGUGAGGAUAGUGAGCAGGGUGGCAAACGUCAAGCUUGCAGUCACUGUCUAUCCACUAACUCCAAAGACUGGCAUCAUGGUGGAAGAGAUAAUGUCUUGCUGUGCUCUAGCUGCCACACUCACUUCAGCAAACAUCGGCGUCUGCCACCCGUUCCCAAACCAGCAGACCCACCGUAUCUCUUCAAACCCGUCAAAGAAGAGGAAGAGGAAAGCAGGCAUGGCAUGAAGACCCGCCGCAGCCGCGUGCCCCCACAUAUGUCAUCUCUUCGAAGCGGACGCAACAGGCCAACCGGGAGUCCCGAGAGGGGCCUCUCUCCGCCAUCUGAGGAUGUGCGGCCUAAUGGUCAGUCCUCUAGAGCCAGUUCCACUACAAUGACAACCAGGGCGUCCAGCUCAGAUAUGAAGAAUGGAGUUGCUGGCAAGACCAACAAGAAGAUGAAAGUAGAGGCGUCUGUUGUAAAGGGUGUGAAAAGACAGAGAGAGUCAGCUGCUCCAGAUGCUGACGAACCGGAGAGGAAAAACAUGAAACGACCAAAGAAUCAGGAGGGUCCUGAUUCUCCAUCAGAAUGUGAGGGUGAAGGCGAAAGCUCUGACAGCCGCAGUGCCAACGAGGAUGGCAGCAGUGACACUAAAGACAUUGAUCAGGACAACCGCAGCUCCUCCCCGAGCCUAGCUAGUCCUCUGCAAGCCAAUGAAAGUGAUUCAGACUCCCCAGCACCACCGCCUGCAUCAGGCCCAAUUACACAAGCCCAGCCCCAGCAGCCUGCUGCAGCCUCCACAACACACACCCCAUCUGAAUCUCCUCCAUCUCCUCAGCCCACUCUGCCUACAUUUUCAUCAGCACCUUCGCCCGGAGCGGCUACAACUACUGUUACAUCGAAGGCACCAUCUGCGGAGACGACCCUGGAUGUUCCCUCUCCAUCCCCUUUCAGAAGUGGCCCCAAGGCACCCGAGGCUCCCACCUCUUACUCAAACUCCUCAUCUCAACAGGUGCAAUGUCCAGGACAGGGGCAGUCAUUGCCUGUGCCAGCCCAUUAUCAGCACAAUUCAGGUCAGCUACAAAAUCCUUCAUCUGGAGCCAAUCAGCCACAAGGAUUCACUUCCAGACCACUGCACCUUCAAAGAGAGAGUCCUUUUCCUCCUCUUCCUGCUACAGCAACAUCCCAAAUCAAGCCCCCUCCGACCACUCCAAUUCCACCUUCUCACAAGCAGCCACCUCACCUUUCUGCACCUCCACCCCAUUUCCUACAGAUCCACCCUAAUUUACCUCCACCUCCAGCUCUGAAGCCACUCGCUUCCUUGCCCUCACAGCAUUUGCCUUCCUCCCAGCCUCCUCCACUGCAUGUAAUUCCACAAAAUAACCCCGCUCCGCCUUCAGUCCUAACUCAGACACAGAGCCAGCAAGUUAAAAGCCACAGCAGUGCUGCACCUCAGGUCGCAGCUAGUUCUCACCCACCGCUGCCCCCGAAUCGCCCUUCUCCUGAGUCUACUGCUUCAUACCCUCUUUACACUUCUCCCAUCCCUGUCCCAGCCCAUCAGCCCUCCACAUCCUCCUCAGCAAGCACUCCUGUUGGUCAGGCUAUAAUCAAAGAGGAGCCAGUUGAUGAGGAAGAGGAAUGUGAUAGUCCGCCUCCUCCUCGCAGGAGUCCCUCUCCAGCACCAACAGUUGUGGACAUUCCCAGCCAUGCAAGUCAGUCAGCAAGAUUCAUCAAACACCUCAACCGAGGCUACAACUCCUGCUCUCGCACAGACCUGUACUUCACCCCCUUGACCUCCUCAAAACUGGCUAAAAAGCGAGAGGAAGCUGCCGAACGGUCCAGAAGAGAAGCAGAGCUGAGUGCUCGACAAGGAAGGGAGAGAGAAAGAGAAAGAGAGCGAGAGCGGGAGAGAGAAAGAGAGCGGGAGCGAGAGCGAGAGAGAGACUCUGAUAAAGCCUCUCGUGCUUCAAGCUCAUCCCACGAUGGCCGCAUAAGUGAGCACCUUCUUGCGGCCCACGUGCAGCCAGGUCGUCCAUCAUUUGAACCUCCCCCACCCACCACCGUUGCUGCUGUUCCUCCUUAUCUUGGCCCUGACACUCCAGCUCUGCGCACACUCAGCGAGUACGCCCGGCCACAUGUCAUGUCACCCACCAACCGCAACCAUCCCUUCUUCAUGCCAUUGGGCCCAGGUGAGCACCUGCUAGCUUAUCACAUGCCUGGGCUCUACGCAGCAGACCCAGCGCUCAGAGAGCGGGAACUUCGUGAGCUUCGAGAGCGAGAAAUCAGGGAAAGAAUGAAGCCCGGAUUUGAGGUGAAGCCGCCAGAGCUGGAGAACCCACUUCAUCCAUCAGCAAAUCCUAUGGAGCACUUUGCCCGCCAUGGUGCCCUGCCACUGGCUCAUGUGGCUGGACCUCACCAUUUUGCCCAGUUCCACCCAGCCAUGGAGCGCAAUGUAGCAGCUCCACCUCGACCAGAAAUCAGCUAUGCUGAGCGUUUAACAGCUGAAAGGCUCCAUGCUGAAAGGAUGGCCUCUGUUGCUGCUGGUGACCCUGUUGCACGGCUUCAGAUGCUCAAUGUCACACCGCACCACCACCAACACUCACACAUACACUCCCAUCUUCAUCUGCACCAACAGGACCCUCUCAACCAAGGCCAAGGGCCUCAUCCCCUAGUGGACCCAUUGGCUGCUGGCCCUCCACUGGCACGUUUCCCUUACCCUCCCGGUGCCAUCACUAACCCCCUACUCAGUGAGUUACCACACGAGCAUGAAAUGCUCCGCCACCCUCUGUUUGGAGCACCAUUCCCCAGAGAGUUACCAGGCCCACUGGCUCCGAUGUCAGCUGCGCAUCAGUUGCAGGCGAUGCAGGCACAGUCAGCAGAGCUGCAGAGGCUGGCACUGGAGCAGCAGUGGCUACACGGACACGCACACUUACACAGCGCUCCUCUCCCCAGCCAAGAGGACUAUUACAGCCGUCUGAAGAAAGAAGGAGACAAGCAGUCCUGAAAUGAACAAAUUCUCCACUGUGGAUUAUAGAGUGAAUUCUGUGUUCAGGGUAUCAAGCCUUUUGUUUCCCGAAAAACCCAGCGUGGGUUUAUCCCCAUUUUGGCACUUAUGAACGUUUGACCGACUCCUUUGUGCUGUACGAAAUAAGUAGCCUUUUGGAGCUCACUGAAUUCGCUUUCCUUGCAUGAACACUAUUUAGAAACGGUUUCUGUCAGAAAUGAUAUUCCCAUGUAAUGUGGUUAUUGUGCUGAAAGCACAGUACAGUAGAUUUACUAAGUAUUUGAGAAGUGCUGUCCAUUAUCCAGAGUUUAUCACAGUUUAGUUUCAAAGUUUAUUGAAACACUCGUUUUAAGAUUGUAAAUACUAUAUGUUUAAAAUAAUAUAUUAACUGUUAAAAGUUGCAAUGAUAGAUUUGGAUACAAAAAUUUCAGAUGACUUGUGUGCAAAAAGUGCAUGCUUUACAUACGCUAUCCUUCCCUUUCUCUGACAGCCUCUUCAUCUAUGCCUCAGAGUGCUCAUCAGUAUAAAAUCCACUUUAUUUUUGUCUGUAAUUUCAAUUUUUUAACCGUUUGAAACGUAGACCAAAUGCAGCUAGAGUGUUAGCAUCCUGACUGUAGUUUUGAUCUUGCCCUUGUUCGGCUCUACAGAACAGUCGCUUCACUGCCGUGAUCAUUCAAUGCAGCAGACAACUGUUCAGAUGGACCUGUUUGCAGAGUUUACACUGAGAUACAUUGUGUGCAGGUCAGUUACUGGGUCAUCUCUAAUUGGGACAGAAGUUUAGGAAGAUAGCAAUAAAGUGCACAUUUGUGCACUUAACCAUUUGAACAACCAGGCUUGUUACUUUUACAUAAUCAGGUUGGUUGGGAAGGAGCACAACAUUCUCACAAUAAUAUGAAAUCCAAGAGAAACACAAGAGUCAGUUUGUGAUGGUUUACUGCAAUACACGUGUAUUGUCGUGCACUACUAUCAAUUGUUAAACUAACAAUAGGAAACAUGAAAUGGAGUGCCAUUGUUUUGUACUGUAUGUGUACAAGCGGACAUGAGUGUUAUCUGUUAACGCUUUUCAUAGUGGAGCUUUGAUGGGUCACUUUUUUCCCCAAAACUGCCAAAAAGUCAUUAUUACCUUCAAUUUAACACUAAACAUUUGUACUGGCGUAUGGAUAUUUUAAAUGAGGAAUAUAUUCUCAUUUUUACUAUUCAUGUCUUUCUGUAUAUUUGUCUUCACAUGCACAGCGUUGUCUGACUGUAAUUACAUUUCAGUGACAAAUGCAUGACUAUUACAAACAGCUUGUAUUAUUUUUUACUCUUCCUACACUUCAGUACAUCCAUUAACGUCAUACAAAAUCUUUUUUGUUAUUGUUUGAUCAGUACAUUUUUUUCCAGUACUUAAUUCAUUAGUGUAUAUAUAUUUUGAGGCUGUUUCAUAUACUAUUUCCCCUAUCACACUGACAUCAGUCUCUGUUUACGUGUGAUAGAAACAUUUGACACUUAGCAGCAGUCAUACUUCUGGCACUUUCUGAUACCUCCUUAACUUCCAACUACAUUUUAUGUGCAAAUGUAUAUUCUUUACAAAUGUACUCAAAUCUGUUUCUUCAUUGAAAAACUAUAUGGAUUUUUAAAAAAGCUUUUGCCGCAUGAUUUUCUUUCCCUUUCCUUUUGCAUUUAAUAGAUACAUCUUGAGCGGUAAAAAUGUUUUUUUAUAUAUGUACACUGCAAAAUAGUUUCAUUGUGAAUUACAUAAAUAUGUAUAGCACAGCUUGAGUCCUGAAUAUAACUGACGCAAAACUUACCAGUGGUCACUUCUGGUCCAUAUCAACAUAUCUAAAGCAAUACAUGUCUUCUAACUGAACAAGCGUUUGUAUGGGAAAAACUAGACAAGUGUUUCCUCCUUUGCUUUGUAUGCUUUUCUUUAACGAAAUUGUCCUUUGAUAAGUUAUUUAUUGACCGAACACCUAUUUUGUAACAUGAAAAUAUUACAUGAAAAUAUUAGACUUUUAGGAAACAUGGAAUACAACCUAAUAUGUGUAUUUACUAAAGUGUUUGGUGUGAAUUUGUGCAAAAUUAACCCUUUCCUGUACACUGGCCCCCUUGUGAGAAAGCUCUAAUACUAGAUUUUUAUGGUUCAUCCUUCUUUUACGUAUCGCCGCAAGUACUGGAUGGCAGAGAUCGCGCUCACGUUUGCCAGAAGAGCUGAGAAAUAACAGAGGGAAAAAAGGAUCAUGUUAAUUUUGUGUGCUCAUAUUAUCUGAAUAAAUUGCCUAAUUUAAUAUGGAA
Messenger RNA from Danio rerio (zebrafish), 6543 nucleotides. Lineage: Eukaryota; Metazoa; Chordata; Actinopteri; Cypriniformes; Danionidae. The record is from RefSeq and is a predicted model, not a curated record.